Apodemus sylvaticus (European woodmouse) is the source of this 1673-nucleotide messenger RNA. It is a transcript of the gene Fut7, whose product is annotated as fucosyltransferase 7. The transcript has 3 exons. The coding region runs from base 139 to 1170 and encodes 343 amino acids. NCBI's taxonomy places the organism in Eukaryota, Metazoa, Chordata, Mammalia, Rodentia, Muridae. Gene Ontology annotation, cellular component: membrane. The record is from RefSeq and is a predicted model, not a curated record. Gene Ontology annotation, molecular function: alpha-(1->3)-fucosyltransferase activity.
CCUCUGCCCUGGCCAUGGGACUGCUGUCAGUUUCUUGGUUCCUGUCUCCACAGCAGCCUUGUCAUGGUGCCUCUGCUGGAGAGGCUGCUGUGAUUUCAAAACCUCCUUCCCUGGGUGACUGAUUUCAGAAGGCCCUAGAUGAAUUGUAUCGGGUACAGCCCCACCCGGAGGCUGCGGGCCUGGGGGGCCUUUUUGGCUGGAGGCGCAACGCUCGUGGUAAUCUGGCUUUUCUGGGUGCCGGGAUCAGCUCCUGGGGGUGCCCCAGUGCCUCAACCCACGCUCACCAUCCUCAUCUGGCACUGGCCCUUCACCAACCGGCCUCCAGAGCUGCCUGCUGACACCUGCGCUUACUAUGGCUUGGCUAGCUGCCGUCUGAGUGCCAACCGGAGCCUGCUAGCCAGUGCUGAUGCUGUGGUCUUCCACCACCGUGAGCUGGAGACUCGGCGCUCUCGCCUGCCCCUGGACCAGAGGCCGCAUGGACAGCCUUGGGUCUGGGCCUCCAUGGAAUCGCCCAGUAAUACCCAUGGUCUCCAUCAGUUCCGGGGCAUCUUCAACUGGGUGCUGAGCUAUCGGCGCGAUUCAGAUAUCUUUGUGCCCUACGGUCGCUUGGAGCCCCACUCUGGGCCCACACCCCCACUACCGGUCAAAAGUAGGAUGGCUGCCUGGGUAGUGAGCAAUUUCCAGGAGCGGCAGCAGCGCGCAAAGCUGUACCGGCAGCUGGCCCCUCAUCUGCAGGUGGAUGUGUUCGGACGCGCCAGCGGACGGCCCCUGUGCGCCAACUGCCUGCUGCCCACCGUGGCCCGGUACCGCUUCUACCUGUCCUUUGAGAACUCACAGCAUCGGGACUAUAUCACUGAGAAGCUCUGGCGCAAUGCACUGGCCGCCGGUGCUGUGCCUGUGGUGCUGGGACCUCCUCGGGCCACCUACGAGGCUUUUGUGCCACCAGAUGCCUUUGUACACGUGGAUGACUUCAGCUCUGCCCGGGAACUGGCUGUCUUCCUUGUCAGCAUGAAUGAGAGUCGUUAUCGCGACUUCUUUGCUUGGCGAGACCGGCUCCGCGUGCGGCUCCUGGGAGACUGGAGGGAGCGCUUCUGCACCAUCUGCGCCCGUUACCCUUACUUGCCCCGCAGCCAGGUCUACGAAGACCUUGAAAGCUGGUUCCAGGCUUGAGCUCCUGCUGCUGGGAGAGGCUGUGUGGGUGGAAGACUGAUGCUGAAACCGGAGAACUAGGCAUCCAGACUUUUGGUGACCAUGGGACAAAUCCAAGGCUUUAGGUCAGUGAUCAGGAAGUCAGGAUAUGAGGAGAAAACUGGGCUGAGAAGCCAUGUGGACUCUGGUGGGCUUUAGAGUAGGGUCCCAGGGAAAGAGACAAUUAAUUAGUUAAUUAGGCGCAUAUGGGAAAAGCUAGUCAGAUGGGAAAGGUGGCUGAGGGUUCCUGACUUCCCCUCAGCCCGUAGCUGAAGGCUCAGAUGAAAAGCGGAGGCAGGACUCUAAACUUCCACAGCCACGGUGCUUAGCCUCAAGGAUGCACAUGCCAGGUCUAGAACUCAGGGUGCAGACUGAGCACUGGGCCCAGGGGCUUGCAGAAGAAGCACCGUGCAGAGGAUUCUGGGCUUCCAAUUCCACAGUCCCUUUAGGGACAGAGGUACCACUAAUAAAGACACUGACAGAAA